AUGGAAGAUCUAGAAUCUGGUAGUAGUGGGACCCCAGCAAUUGAAUUCCAUGACUUUGUUCAUGGACUCUUCUUUGGUUCUGUUGACCUUUUCCACCUGCAAACGCCUAGUUGGUCUUUCAAGGCUUCCACUGCCCCAAUGCUUGAUGCCACCACCCACCCUUUGGUUGAUGCACUCAUGCUGAUCGAUUAUUUAAAACCUUUGACAGUUUCAGAAAUGGAGGAAAUGAGAAACAGAGACAAAGAAAAGGACAAACCAGCCAUUAGAAAACUAAAAGUUUUUAGCUUUUCUUAG
Messenger RNA from Sphenostylis stenocarpa, 294 nucleotides. The record is from the annotation of a GenBank genome assembly. Lineage: Eukaryota; Viridiplantae; Streptophyta; Magnoliopsida; Fabales; Fabaceae.